CAGUCUGUGGUGGGAGAACAGAUAUAUACAGAGAGAUGUGUCGAGUAAUGCAAAUAUCAGCUAAUAAUCAAUUCACAUUAUUACUAUAUUUGUGCAGAACAUCCGGCAGCAUGUCCUGUGUGCCACAUACAUGGGGUUUUCCAUUGCAGUAGACACUUAAUCAUUAUAACCUCCUCUCCCCCGUGGAUGCACCAGUCUUGUUCUUUUCUUUUAUAGAAUACAAAUGAAUCCGAUGUUUUAUCACCAACAAUCCUUGUACAACGUCCCCUUUAUUGCCAGAGUCUGUCAGGAGAGAUAAAGGUGUCUCCUACUGGAUACACCAGAACACACAGAUCCCCCAUGUCCAACUCUAUUUCUCUGUAGAUGUAAAGUAUAUUCAGCACUGUGGCUCUGCCUCAACUGCUUGUAUUUAUGACCCAACCGACACUUAUAAAACCUGCUUAUUGUCGACUUUUGUAGAAACAGAAUUUCUUAAACAUCAUGUAAACAGGCCUGCUUUAAGGGAUUAAGAACCUGAUUGGUAAACACCAACAGAUUUGAUUGGAUAAACCUGAUUUCUUAACAAUCUAUUAGAGCUGCAACAAUUAGUUGUUUAAUCAAUUAGUCGCCAGUUAUUGAGGUCAUUUGGAGUAUGUUUUUAAGAAAAAAAGUCCAAAUAUUCUGAUUCCAGCUUCUCAAAUGUGACUAUUUUCUGAGAUUGACACAUUGAGAAUUGCCGGUCCACCUUAAAAGUCAGUCCACCUUAAGUUAGCCUGUUAAGCUAACGCGUUGUUGCUAACACUUCGGGGCUAACCCCCUUCGAUAGAUGAGCAUUUUCUUUGUCUUGAGGAGCUGCAGCAUUUAUUAACUGACACACUGUGGUCUCUACAUUUACUACCAGACCGACAAUUUACCACUAAACUUUUCCUCCGCUCGCGCUCACGUCACGUUUCCGCCGCUCGCGCAACUACACACCCACAUUUACACACACACGCACUGCCUUAUGCCUUAACAGAGCAACGCUACUCUAUUCAUUCAGGGCAAUACAGGGGAAACACUUAGUUUAGUCCGGUAAAUGUCAACACAUCUGCUGGUUAACCAGGUUUCCUGUUUGCUUGUGAAAAACAUGCUGACUUACAAACAUGCGGCGUGUUGACUGGGUGUUGAUGAGCGAGCUGUCUCGUCCGUGCCGCAUGAUGCUGCUGGUGAAUCCACAGAGCGGGAAAGGACAAGCGCUCUCUCUCUAUAACAACCACAUCCAGCGAAUGCUCAACGAGGCCGGAGUCCCACACACACUGGUCAUCACUGAGCGGCAGAACCACGCCCGAGAGCUGGUGAGAGAGGCUGACCUGUCGCAGUGGGACGCUUUAGUCAUCAUGUCAGGAGACGGACUUCUGUUUGAGGUGAUCAACGGUCUCCUGGAGAGAUCAGACUGGGAGGAGGCCAUCCGAACGCCGUUAGGUAUCCUUCCUGGCGGAUCAGGAAACGCCUUGGCAGCAUCUGUACAUUACUACUCCGGAUCCUCGCCGGUGUCCAGCGAGGAGCUCCUGGUCAGCUGUGGCUUCCUGCUCUGUAAAGGUCUGGUAUCCCGUAUGGACCUGGUCUCCAUCCAUCUCUCCUCCAGCCCCCGCCUCUUCUCCUUCCUCUCGCUGGCCUGGGGCUUCGUGGCCGACGUGGACAUCGAGAGCGAGAAGUACCGUCACGUGGGAGCCGCCCGGUUCACCGUCGGCACGUUGGUGAGGCUGGCUUCUCUCCGCGUUUACAAGGGCAAGCUGGCUUACCUGCCCGCCGCCGAGGACUACAACAACCGGCGCGCUUUGAGAAAUAACAGGAGACUGCACUGCAACAAUCCGGCCGCCUCCCUGUGUCCAGCCUCUCCCCUGAGCCGCCCGUCCAGAGACUCUUCCCUCCAGAACACCUUCCACAACUCCUGCCACUCCAACAACUCCCUCAAAGUGAGGAGGACGGAGGGCACGCCUUCCCGGAGCGCCACCAAAGCCCUCGCUGGCCCGCCGGACACCCUGCUGCUGCCUCUGGACCAGCCGCUGCCCAGCGACUGGGUGGUGGUCCCGGAGGAAGACUUUGUCCUCAUGCUGGCUAUGUACCAGUCCCACCUGGCGGAGGACCUGCUGGCAGCACCGGACGCCAUCUUGGACGACGGCGCCAUCCAUCUUUUCUACGUUAGAGCAGGAAUAUCCCGCACCGCGCUGCUGAGGCUGUUCCUAGCCAUGGAGAAAGGUGCACAUCUGGCUACAAACUGUCAACAUCUGGUGCACACUAAGGUGCGGGCGCUCAGGCUGGAGCCGCAUUCGCCCAAAGGGAUAAUAACAGUAGACGGGGAAGUGGUGGAAUACGGGCCGGUGCAAGCUGAAGUGCACAGAGGGCUGGCGAGAUUAAUCACUGGAUGAACUGAAGCUUUCAUCUCUGCUGUUUUAACGGCUGAUGACGUGGAAUCAAACAAACCCGAGAAACACAUUUUUAGCGUUUCAAAUCAGAAAUGUUCAGGUACAGAAGCAAAGACGAGGACGUAAGACUGAUUCACUUUCAUCUGCUGCUGUUCUGCUCUCAGCGGUACAAAGAAAACUCACAAUUCAUCAGAAAACGUUGUGAUGUACAAGAAACAAGCGAUAUGUAUGGAGAACCAAAGUGCUCAAUAUUAAAUAAAUAAGGUAUUUUCAAAAUAAAUCAUCUAAUAAACGCAGACAAAAUAAAUAAUAUAAAUGAUCAAAUACAUUUCUCAAACUAGUUUAAUGUCAUUCUCAUUUCAAAAUACAUUUUCUCAAUGAUCGUUUUAUUUCAAAAUGAUUGUAGAGCUGCAACGAUAAGUCCAUUAACUGAUAAUUUGAGCGACACGAUAUUAAUCAGCAACUAUUUUAUUUUUUUAAGGAAAAUUUGGUGGUUGCAGCUUCUGAAAUAUGAGGAUUUUUACACUCAUACGUGUCAAACAUGAUGGUGAACAUGACAUUUGUAGAUGUCACCUUGAGCUCUAAUCAAUAAUAGGUCAAAUAAUCUGUAGUGGCAGUUUAUUGGCUGUUAAUUUUGUCCCUACGGAGCAGACAGCCAAUCACACAACUGACUCUGCUCUGUUUGUCUGGAGCUGAAAAGUGGCAUCGUGAUAUAAAACCACUUAAAACUUGAUUUUAAAUCAAAGAAUUUCUCUAUAAAAUAAAAGAUUCAAGACUAAAUAAACAAGCUGUGAUCACAUUUUGAUUUGAACUCUUGAUUGGUGCAGGGAGAUAGGUGACAUCAUCUUUUUUUUCCAGCUUAGUCCCGCCCACUUCCAACCAGUGAGAAGAGCACAAAAACAAAAACCCACAAAUCUCUUGUGAAAUAACCAAAACUGUUCAAACAUCAGUUGAUGAUGUAGGAACUCGUUGUUCAGAGC
Messenger RNA from Thunnus maccoyii (southern bluefin tuna), 3364 nucleotides. RefSeq names its product sphingosine kinase 1-like. The record is from RefSeq and is a predicted model, not a curated record. Bases 1122 to 2387 code for a protein of 421 amino acids. Gene Ontology annotation, biological process: cellular response to growth factor stimulus; negative regulation of apoptotic process; sphingosine biosynthetic process. Lineage: Eukaryota; Metazoa; Chordata; Actinopteri; Scombriformes; Scombridae. The transcript has 5 exons. Gene Ontology annotation, cellular component: cytoplasm; intracellular membrane-bounded organelle; membrane.